Molecule: messenger RNA, 1584 nt
Organism: Glarea lozoyensis ATCC 20868
Lineage: Eukaryota; Fungi; Ascomycota; Leotiomycetes; Helotiales; Helotiaceae
Product: MFS general substrate transporter
Exons: 4
Coding region: 1-1584 (527 amino acids)
Biological process (GO): transmembrane transport
Molecular function (GO): transmembrane transporter activity
Source: RefSeq, a predicted model, not a curated record
AUGGCAGUCAACUCCGAUCUCAAAGUCUCAACACUACUCCCAGAAUCUCCCAACCACGAAAAUGAAAUACCAAACAAUCUCAAAGACAUUUCAGCUUCAAUUUCAUCCAGCGACCUCGAAAAAGCCACACCAAACACCACCGAAACUCUAUCAAUAGAACCAAACCUCGUAACAUGGACCUCCCCAACCGACCCCCGGAACCCCAAAAACUGGCCUAAGACCUCGAAAUGGCUCGUCACCGGCAUCGUCUCCCUCUUCCUCUUCGUUACCAUCAUGUGUUCGACCGUCAUCUCGCCCGCUCUGCCCGCCAUCGGCGCCGAUCUGCACAUCGAGAAUGACGCGGAGCUACAAACUGCCAUGUCGAUUUACGUGCUCGGUUACGCAUUUGGACCGCUCUUUCUGGCACCGCUAUCUGAGCUCUAUGGUCGUGUAAGGGUGCUUCAGUUGUCGAAUGUGUAUUUUGUUAUCUGGUCUGUGGUGUGUGGGUUUGCGAGGACGAAGGAGCAGAUGAUUGUUGCGAGGUUUAUGGCGGGGAUUGGGUCGAGUGCUCCGUUGGGUAUUGGUGGAGGUAUUCUUUCGGAUGUCUGGCAUGCUGCGGAAAGGGGUCAGUCGACUGCACUUUACAGUUUUCUGCCACUACUUGCUCCAGCUUUUGGACCGCUUAUUGGAGGAUUCAUUUCUCAAAACCUCAACUGGUCAUGGUCCUUCUGGAUCAUGGCAAUCGUAACAACCCCACCCAUCAUCCUCUCUUUCUUCGUAUUCCGCGAAACCUACGCCCCAGUAAUCCUGCACCGACUGGCCGCAAAACUUCGAAAAGAAACCGGAAAUCAUGAUCUCUACACCAUCUACGACAAAGAGCGACCUAGUCUCCCAACCCGUCUAAGAAUCGCCCUUACCCGUCCAACCCUCAUGCUAUUCCAGCAACCCAUCAUCCAGGUCUGGGCUCUCUUCGGCGCCUAUUCGUUUGGACUUCUCUAUAUAGUCCUCACCACUUUCCCUACCUUAUGGAUCGAUCAAUACGGACAAUCGCCAUCAGAAGCAGGACUCCAAUGUCUGUGGUUAGGCCUGGGAUUCACGACUGGAAUCUGUAUCGGUGGCAUCUUUCAAGACAGAAUUUACGUCUAUCUCCGAAAACGCUACCUCCAAACUUCAGAAGAAAUAACGCAUCCUCCUGUAGCCGAACACCGGCUUCCACUUAUGAUACCAUCAGUGUUGUUCAUGUCCAUAGGUUUGAUCAUCUACGGGUGGACGGCUCGCGCCCAUACCCAUUGGGUAGGUCCCGGUAUUGGUAGUGUUAUAUAUACUACUGGCUACGAGAUUUUUGCACAGUGCAGCGUAGCGUACAUUAUUGAUGCAUUUCCAGUACACACGGCUAGUGCCUUGGCCGCUGUUAGUGUUAGCAAAAGCGUUGCUGGUUUUGCGUUCCCGUUGUUUGCGCCUGCUUUGUAUAACGCUCUAGGCUGGGGCUAUGGGAAUACAGUUUUGGCGGCCGUAGCGUUUGGAUUGGGGAUGCCGGUCAUUUGUGGAUUGUGGGCUUGGGGUAGGAAGGUUAGAGAUGUCAGCUGGGGUAAAAAGAGGGUGUGA